Messenger RNA from Culex quinquefasciatus (southern house mosquito), 1407 nucleotides. RefSeq names its product polyprenol reductase. Gene Ontology annotation, cellular component: endoplasmic reticulum. Gene Ontology annotation, biological process: polyprenol catabolic process; dolichol-linked oligosaccharide biosynthetic process. Gene Ontology annotation, molecular function: 3-oxo-5-alpha-steroid 4-dehydrogenase activity. Lineage: Eukaryota; Metazoa; Arthropoda; Insecta; Diptera; Culicidae. The record is from RefSeq and is a predicted model, not a curated record.
GGAAGUAAACAAAAAAUCAAAACGACGUUGUUGUUGUUGGCUGCGAUGUUGGAAGGUGUUGGUGGCCGUCCAAGUUCGUGAUCACACGGGAAGGUUGAUGUGUGUUGAAUUUUUGAGUGGAUCCAAGACUUUUAUCACGCGAAGAUUUACUUCUUUUAAAGAAAAGUUCGAUUAAUUACAGUGUGUGAUGUGGCACAGGUGAUUGUACCGUUAUAUUAGUAGAAUAAUAUAAAGCCAAGAUGCUGGACACGCUGUUGGAUCUGCGUUCGAUCAACCUGAUCAACUUUCUCUUCGUGCAACUGUUUGUCCUGAUUGUGGUUUUGGGUGGUUUAAUUGCCACGGUAGAGCGGUACCUGCCGAACGCCAUCAGGCAGUCGUUCCGGUAUGGCAAACACGCCUUCCAGGGUCCCCAGGACCGCUUUACGUCCCUGCUGGAGGUUCCCAAGUCGUGGUUCAAGCACUUUUACGUGUUUGCCGCGGUCUGGUCUGUGGCUGGGUUCUACUUUAUGGUGAAUGCCUACUUCAUGGGCCGCCCGACGCCCGGGUUUGUGGUGGACUUUUUGGACAUUAUGGCCACCAGCAAGCGAACGGUUAGAACAACCCCUACGGAGACCAUGGUGGCCAUCACGCUGAUAACCAUCCAGUGCCUUCGUCGGUGUUACGAAACGCAGUUUGUGCAGGUGUUUUCCAGCAAGCUGAAAAUGAACCUGUCCGCUUACCUCGUGGGUUACGUGCACUAUUUUGGUGAAGUUGUUGCGCUCCUAUCGCAAGCUGAUGGAUUCGUCCGGGAGAACACUGCCGCUUCGUUGAUGCCGUACCGCUUCGAGCUGACCCCGCGGAUCGCUUUCUGGAUUGCGAUCUUCAUCUACGCGUGGCGCUAUCAGUUUCAGUCGAACCUGAUCCUCGCCAACCUGCGCAAGGAUCGCACCGGUGCCGUCACGACCCAAAAGCAUUCCAUUCCGGGAGGAUACUUUGAGCUCGUCUCGUCGCCGCACAUGUUCUUCGAGGUCGUGAUGUACGUCGCACUUUACGGACUCACCUGGCGCAACACGUCCAGUCUGUACGUGCUCGGCUGGGUGAUUUCUAAUCAGAUGAUGAACGCCUGGCUCACCCACCAGUGGUAUCGGGAGAACUUUAAGGAGUACCCUUCGACGCGGCGCGCCUUGAUUCCUUACCUGCUGUGAGAGUCUUUGUCGCGCGGCGAUCAAUGGGACGUGAAUCCAUUCGAGAUUCUCGAUUGUGACUCAGCCCGGCACAACUGCGACUUAAGGGUUAGCGAGAAAGACAUUCUUCGCUAUCGCUCCAAGGAUGGUGACACAAAACAACACAAACACAGCGUUCUGUUUACAUUUGGAAUGUUGGCCAACUAAAUAAACCAAUUUUAUUUAUUUCUUACUAAAAUCACAA